Messenger RNA from Morone saxatilis (striped sea-bass), 8107 nucleotides. RefSeq names its product nuclear receptor binding SET domain protein 1a (gene nsd1a). Lineage: Eukaryota; Metazoa; Chordata; Actinopteri; Moronidae. Gene Ontology annotation, cellular component: nucleus; chromatin. The transcript is spliced from 23 exons. The coding region runs from base 642 to 7100 and encodes 2152 amino acids. Gene Ontology annotation, molecular function: histone H3K36 methyltransferase activity; protein binding. Gene Ontology annotation, biological process: regulation of DNA-templated transcription. The record is from RefSeq and is a predicted model, not a curated record.
CAAACAACAAACAAACAAUGGAUCAGACGCGCACAAAUAGGCGCAAAUAGCCUAAAAAUAAAAACAAAAACAGGGCCAUUCAUCCGUUUUUGACCGCAUUAUAUCACGGAGGUGUUAUUUAACACAAGUGACUUAUUUAUAAGAAACUUCCACCUGGAUGUGCGUGCGCGUGCACUUGCGUGUUUGUGUGCGUGCCUGUGAGUGAACGCGAGGGGUUAGUGACACGGCCCUCUGCAAAGGGGGGGUUGGGUAGCAGUGCCGAUUGGUUGCUGGUUGCAGUCAGGGCUUGUUUUAACAUAACCGUGGGGCACUUCGACAGCAGGCAAAAAUCAUGUAGUAAAUAAGCUGCUGGGAACCGGCUGUGGCACACUGAAUUUUGCCGCUGUAUGGCGUUGCAGCGCAAUGGAUAUUUACUUGUUAUUUUGCGUUUGAGGUGACAGUUUUUUUAGGGGGCCGCCGCUGAUGAGGCGAUGAAGUGCAGAGAAUGAGAGCUGUGCCUUGGCCUACUAGUGCUGCUGCAGCUGGGAUUGUGCAGAUUCGCUUUCACAAACCGAGAAAAAUAGUCGCUCUGUGCCACAUUAUCAAACAUCCGCUGUUGGUUUCACGGUGACCGACCUCCAAAUGGAUAUAGCCGUGACAACAUGAAUCAGUCAUACAGACCGGCUGUUAGGGUGGGCUCAGUGUUUGCUUCAGGCCAGCCAGAGCGGAGGCCCCACAAUGGUCUUGUGAGCACUUCCUAUGGAAACCAAUGUGGCAUUGUGAGGCGUGGGUCAGACCAACCGUCAGCCGUGCAACCUCCAUCCUCCAGCCUCAAACAGCCUGCUGCACUGGGGUACAGCCAGCCAGACCGAUCUCACUGCUACAGCCCGCUGAAGAGGCUGCCUGACCUGAACACUGUGGUCAACAGGCCUGACCUGGAGAGGGACCUCCAUCCUAGGAACCACUUGCACUGUGCAAGUCCAAUCAGUGACGACGAGGACGAUGAGUUUGAGGCACCGUCGGUCCAGCUGCCCCCUUCUCCGGGCAGUGAUGACAUUGAACCUUUGGAGACUCUGCAGGACGUGAGCAGAAAUGGUUUCUCGCCUCACAGUUCUGAUAGUUUGGAGCACUGUUCCCCCAUCCCCAAUGGCUACCUGCAUUUUGAGUCCACGCUGUUUGACAGCAGUGACAUUAAGGAGGAGGACGAGGACGGGGAGCUCAGCAGUAGCGAGGACCUGGCGCCCUUUCACCACUCCCCAAAGUUGAGUCAGGACCGAACUGUUACUGACAGUAAGAGCACGUGCAGCUCAGGGGCGGAUAAAAGAACAUACAAACCUACUGUUUUUAAUCUAAUGUCCAAAACUAUAUCCGAACUCAACCCCACACUAAGCCCCAGCGCACUGCCAGAUAUCACUAAGAGAGAUGGGUGGAGCUUUGGUGAGGAAUCAGACAGUGAUGGUGAACUUGCCUCUCCUGUUGACCCUGGACUUAUUUCACCAGCAGGGACCAACUCUAAUUCCAACAGCCCAAAGAAAAAGGCUCUUCCUACUGUGAAAUACGUGGAAGGGGACUUGGUGUGGGCUAAAUUCAACAGACGGCCCUGGUGGCCCUGCCAUGUUACCUGUGACCCAGACAAGGGGAGCCACACUAAGAUGAAAGUUCCCAGUCCCCGUCCCUGUCGGAUGUAUUUCCUGGAGACGAUUGGGGAGAUUAUAGAAAGAGCAUGGGUCCCCGGGAAUGUCAUUCUUCCUUUCGAAGGAGGUCAUCAGUUUGAAGACCUACCUGUGCUUAGACGGAGAGGGAAGCAGAAGGAGAAAGACUACAAGUAUACGCAGAUACCCAAAAGUUUACUGACUGCGUGGAAAGUCAGUGUGACAGAAGCUGAGUAUCUGCUCCCACAUCGACAAAGGAAUACUGAAAGCGUGCUUUCAAUAUCUGUCAAUGGAGAGGAGCGUGUGCCCAGCCCAGGCCCUACUGAAAAGCCACAGGAGGCCCCCUCUGUCUCUGUGGAACCUGGUCGACCCCCAUCACCCAAUAUGGCCCCCAACGGAAAUGAAACCCAUUUAAUCAAAAACUCUGCUGCAGUUCAAUCCAAUAAGAGCAAAGCUUGUAAGAAGAAAAAGAAAUGUUUGUCCGAUAUAUUUGGCCAUAUAGUUGGUGGAUCAAAGGAGUCAUCCACUAUCACGAGUGUGGCGGAUCAGUUUCAUACUACAAGUCGUGCACUGAAAGAAGAGCCAGAGGACUCACCUUAUGCGGACCUGGAUUCAGUUCCAAUGCUGCAUCGUCCUAAACGCACAGCAGUGUCUCCAAUAGAGGAUGUGGACCGAUUAGUCAGAAAAGAACAGGAUUCAACUAAAGCUAAAACAAGGUUAGGUGAAAAAGUGAACCAUAUUACAGAUUCCUGUGAUUCAUCUAGCAUUUUAACAAAAAAAUUGACAUCUAAAGAUACAAACUCUGAACAGAGUUUGGGCAGCUGUAAUGAAUUGUCGCACAGUUCGACUGAAAAGCACUCGAUGAACCUUCCUGCCAGCAGUCGUUUGAUGACAAGGGCUCUGAAAGCGGAGGAAGACACAGAUGCACUGGCUGCAAGCCAAAUCUCAACAGUAGUCCAUGCUGAUGACUCUUCUGAUAAUGCACCUACUAAUGUGCCCAUCAAAACUGAAAUGUCUCCUAACUGGGAAUCCCCCAGCAAUGCACCAUCCUCUACAAAUCACAGCUCUCCAAAAAGGCGCGCAAGGAAACCUGAUAAGAAACAAAUUCGUAACGGCUCACUGAUAAUGUCCAAGUGUGUAGGGUCAAGCGUACCCACUGUGCAGCCUGUUGAGAUCAAGACAGAAAACACUGUCCCAGAUCGGCCAUCAUCUUCUUCCCCAUCCUCCUCUCUGUCUCCAAUGGAUGCUUUCCAGGAUCCCAAGGAACUAACGUUUAAAUCUCUUGUGAAGGAGGACAGCAGCGACUCUGAGUUGACGGCAUUUCGGCCUGAUUCCAAUUAUAAAUUCAGUACCUUCCUAAUGCUCCUGAAAGACAUGCACGACACGAGAGAAAAAGAAGGUAAACCCCUGACUCUCCCGCCAUCACCGGUUGUGAUCAAGGAAGAACCCCUGGUCAUUCCUACUUCCACAAGAGGAGACCGGGGUUCUCGUGAUGGUUUCGCUCCAAGGAUAAAAACAGAGAAAGGGCAGUCGGGGAAAUCCACAGCAUCCCAAAACAGAGCAGUGAAAACCAAGAACAGGACUAAAGCUAUCAUGACAGCUGACACCUACCAUUGCAAAGACUUUCCUAAUCACUCUCAGAUCAGGAGCUCAGACAAGCAGCGUAGAAAACAAACUCUACCUGCAAAACUGAAACUCAGCAUACCUGGUCUCUCUUCGGACCUGGCUGACUUGGCUUACGGCAGGGAGUUUGUCAGUGGCCACGCUGACUUAGCCGAUCCCGGGUCUCGCCCCCUCGUCACUGCUGAUCCUUCGGCCAGCUACCUCGAUAUGAAACCAGGAUCCGCAGUGGCUCCAAAGAAGCACUGGCAGCUGGUUGAGGAGGGUGCUGGGAAUAAGGGUGAAGUUAAGAGUGAGGUGUCUACUGAGAUGAAUGGGUUUUACACCACAAGAGAGUCACCAGACCUGGAUCUGGGAGUUGAGAAGCAUGCAGAGAAUGACUCGUACUUCUCAGAGACAAGCAGCACAACCGGACAUUCAGAGAACAAACGUCUCCGGAAACCGACUAAAAGGCUCCUGGAGUCAACCGAGGAGUAUGAACAAAUAUUUGUCCCAAAAAAGAACUCAAAGAAACACACUUCAGAAUCUUCCAAAAUGCAGACAUCAGGGAUGACAGCACUCCACGAUCUCAGCACCACACCAGGAGUAAUUACCUCAGCUUCGACCUCAUCCUCGUCUUCUGUAGAGCCCGCUGAGGCCCCGUCAGAGCUGGAACAGAGUCCAUCUCAGGAUGAGCUCUCUCCUGUAGCACCCUCAGUAUCUCCAACCACAACACAACCCUCCCCUGACACAGAGACAGCAGAAAAAACAGAUCUACCUCUUGAAUCUGACACAGGGUUAAUCCAAGAAAGAAAGAGGCCAAGAAAGCUGUCGCAGAAGGUGAUGGAAUGUACCAUAGAAGAAGUGUCGGCUGCUGCUACCAAGAAGAAGGAGCUAAAGCGACACAGUGGAGUUACUUCAGCGGUGAAAGUGUUAGUCAAGAAAACUCAGGUUGGAUCUGUGAAGAAAGAGAAGCCUGUACCCAGCACAUCCUCUGCCCCUGAUGCUGCCUCCCAGCACGCAGAAAGCAAAGAUCUCCUCGGGGGCCUCACUCCAAACAGACCUCCCAGCCCUCGAGGAUCUAAGACCCCCAAGCAGGAAGCAGAGAUGGAGGCCUGCAGCACUGAGGAGCAACAAAAUGUACACACUGGAACACUAACUCCCAAACCUGAGGUGCUGUCUGUUGGUUUGAAUGACAGCCUCUCCUCCCAAGUGGAUGUAAAAGGGAAAAUAGGAGCUACAUCCUUAAAGGAGAACGUCUGUCAGGUGUGUGAGAGGACAGGAGACCUGCUGGUGUGUGACGGCCACUGUUAUGGAGCCUUUCACCCGCAGUGUAUUGGCCUGUCAGCGGCUCCCAAGGGAAAAUUCCUCUGUCGUGAAUGCAACACUGGUGUUCACACAUGCUUUGUGUGUAAAAAGUCUGGUAACGGGGUAAAGCGCUGCAUGAUACCACUGUGUGGGAAGUUCUACCACACCGACUGUAUACUGGCCUACUCAGCCACCCAGCCUCAUAACAAAGGCUUCCGCUGCCCUCUGCAUGUCUGUCUCUCCUGCCAUAUCACCAACCCUCUCAACAUCUGCAGCUCUAAAGGUCGGUUGGCUCGAUGCUUACGCUGCCCUGUGGCCUAUCAUGCCAAUGACAACUGCAUGGCAGCAGGCAGCUUGGUGCUGGCAAACAACAGUUUUCUCUGUCCAAACCACUUCACUCCCCGCAAGGGCUGCAAAAACCACGAACACAUCAACGUUAGCUGGUGCUUUGUCUGCUCUGAGGGGGGCAGUCUGCUGUGCUGUGAAGCCUGUCCUGCUGCUUUUCAUCGGGAAUGUUUGAAUAUGGAGAUGCCUCAGGGCAGCUGGUUCUGUAAUGACUGCAAAGCGGGAAAGAGGCCUCGUAUUAAGGACAUACUGUGGGUCAAAUGGGGACGUUACAGGUGGUGGCCUGCAGAAGUCUGUCUGACCAAAGACGUCCCAAAUAACAUCUUGAGGAUGAAACAUGAGGUGGGAGAGUUCCCAGUGCAAUUCUUUGGCUCCAAAGAUUUUGUGUGGACAUACCAGGCCAGAGUCUUCCCCUACAUGGAGGGGGACACUCAAAACAUAGAGAAAAUGGGAAAGGGUGCAGAUGCAGUGUACAAAAAGGCCCUGAUGGAAGCAGCAGACCGUUUCAAAGAGCUCCAGGCAGAAAAGGAAAUGAAGCAGCUUCAGGAGGACAGGAAGAACGACAAGAAACCUCCUCCAUACAGGCACAUUAGGGUAAACCGGCCAGUUGGGAAGGUGCAGAUCAUUACCGCUGACCUGUCCGAAAUCCCGCGUUGUAACUGUAAGGCGUCUGACGAGAACCCGUGCGGCAUCGACUCGGAGUGCAUUAAUCGCAUGCUGAUGUACGAGUGCCAUCCUCAGGUGUGUGCGGCAGGGGAGCGAUGUCAGAACCAGGCCUUCACAAAGCGCCAGUACACACCUGUGGAGAUUUACAGGACACUAAACUGCGGCUGGGGUUUACGUGCUGUGUCGGACAUCAAGAAGGGAGCGUUUGUGAGUGAAUAUGUGGGAGAGGUGAUAGACGAAGAAGAAUGUCGAGCCAGGAUUAGACACGCCCAGGAGAACGACAUCUGUAACUUCUACAUGCUUACACUGGACAAGGACCGGAUCAUUGAUGCCGGGCCCAAAGGGAACCAGGCUCGCUUCAUGAAUCACAGCUGCCAGCCAAACUGUGAGACCCAGAAGUGGACUGUGAAUGGGGACACCAGGGUGGGGCUGUUUGCUCUACAAGACAUCCCAAAAGAUGAGGAGCUGAAGUUCAACUACAACCUGGAGUGUCUUGGCAAUGGAAAAACUGCCUGUAAAUGUGGAGCACCCAACUGCAGCGGCUUCCUGGGUGUCCGGCCGAAGAACCAGCCAUCAGCUGAGAAACUGAAACUGAAGGAGGGGAAGCGAAAGGUCCCCAUAAAGAAGAAGACCAAGCAAGAAGUCACCAAGGAGAGGGAAGACGAGUGCUUCAGUUGUGGUGAUGGAGGCCAGAUAGUGUCCUGUAAGAAGCCAGGCUGCCCAAAGGUCUAUCACGCUGACUGUCUCAACCUGGCCAAGAGGCCUGCAGGGCGAUGGGAGUGUCCAUGGCACCAGUGUGACAUCUGUGGUAAAGAGGCGGCUUCGUUCUGUGAGAUGUGCCCCAGCUCUUACUGUAAGGAGCAUCGUGAAGGCAUGCUCUUCAUCUCCAAGCUGGAUGGCAAACUGUCCUGCAGUGAACACGACCCCUGUGGGCCCGACCCGCUGGAGCCGGGUGAGAUCCGUGAAUACGUGCCCAACGCGACCUCCAUGAGGCCCGGGUCCAUGGCUGGGCCUCUCUCGCUGGUCCCAGACUCCAGAAGAGCCGGUUCUGCUCCCAUCUCCUCCCCUUCUGACCAGGCAGCGACGGCCGGACCAGGGCCUCCUCCUCGUCUGUACAUCAACACAAAGACUGCUACCUCGAGCUUCAUCCCCUCCAACAGGUCUUACCUCCCAGACAGGACCGAAGGGAAAGCGUGUUCCACUCCCACCUCCUCCAAGGACGAGAGAGAGGACGGGGAGGUGGAAGACGGGGAGGUGUGUGGGUUGGAGGUGGAAGACGUGGAAGACGUGGAAGAUGACGACGAAGACGAAGAUGACGACGAAGAAGCAGAGGAGGAAGACGAUGAAAUGGAGGAGAUGGAGAUAGUGGAAGAUGAGGAGGACGAGCCGCUGUACGGAGGUGAUCAGGACGACGAAGAGGACGACGAAGGAGGGGACGUGUAUGACACUUGGGGACACGUGGGGGAUUAUGUGGACGAAGAUGCUGACGAUGGAGAGGUGGAGGGGGAGGACUUGGAGGAGUGGGGGAGAGUGGAGGACGACGACAAGUGACUCAGUCCAUCCAUUCCUUCAUAACUACUCAGCAAAAACUCUCAAUAGACAUUCAAAUGACACGAAAGUUAGUAAAAAGACUGAGAGAGUUUGAUAUUUUGGUACCUACUUGAACGCGACACUGCCUUCACUUUGGUACCGCGUUGCCUUCUCAACCCCAGACUGCUGGACUGACAGUGGGGAUCUGUACUGGUGCUAAGGCUCGAGGACCGAUUCAGUCCUUCUCUUUAUACUUCUGUCAAUAUGUUUAUUUGUGUCUGGUGCUGUUAUGCUCUUUUGUUUGUUCUCUCAACAUUGUUUACAUUUUUUUUGGGCCUUUUUUUUUUUUUUUUUAAAUGUUUGGAAUACAAGAAAAAGGUGAGAAGUUACACCAGACCAAACUGUCAUCAUAAUGGCAUCUUAUGUUGUUGUUACUGUCUUUAACCUUGUCUUUUUUGAUUACAAGAGUGAUCAGAAUAGUGUUCUCAUGUUACAGUUAAGCACAACAAUACCUGCUUGGUGAGUCUGAGGAUUGCAAAAAUAAACCCGCUGGAGUCAUCGAGGUUUUAGAUGAUUCUUCUCACUACAAAAACAGCCUUUUCUCUCCGUUAAUUCAUCCUAUUUUUUCCUCCAAACAGGUCAGGUCAGAGCUCAGGAUCGGUGGCACAGAGAAAAAAAAAAAGUCAUGACAUUCUACAAUCUCUAAAUGCGUCACAGAUAUAAAUAACGUUUGUUUUGCAUCCAUCACUGCUGUCCCAUUCACUAUGUUAGAAAAUAAAAUCUAAGUACUUAUUCACUUGGUAUCCGGUAUUUCGUCCCCCUUCAGUCACAUGUGGCAUAAGAAAUCUUGUCUAAAACAGUCAGGGUGCUGUAUCAAAGUUAGCUGCUUCAUCCUGGUAUAUUUUGUGAGUGCACACUCGAUAAAUAAGCAGGCAGUAACAGCAGUCAUUUUAUUAGUGCUCACGUUACCUGUGAUCUUUCUGAUUAGCUUUCUACUACAAAUUGUGUCCUAUUUUUUUCCCAUAAAG